AGAGGAAGGCAGCACAGAGCCAACAGAGCCCGAGGCAGUGACAGCUCGACCCCGAGCUGGCGCAGAGAUCCCUGGUGCUGGGAGCAACAGGUAUAGAAUGAACACCUACCUUUUCAUUUACUAUUUAAUCCAGUUCUGUGGACACUCAUGGAUAUUUACAAAUAUGAUAGUCAGAUUUUUUUCAUUUGGGAAAGAUUCUAUGGUCGAUACUUUCUAUGCUAUUGGACUUGUGAUGCGCCUGUGUCAGUCCCUUUCCCUUUUGGAGCUUCUGCACAUAUAUGUGGGCAUUGAAUCAAAUCGGCUUUUUCCCAGGUUUUUGCAGCUAACUGAGAGAAUAAUCAUACUUUUUGUGGUGAUCACCAGUCAAGAUGAAGUCCAAGGAAAAUAUGUCGUGUGUGUUUUAUUCUUCCUCUGGAAUCUAUUGGACGUGGUUAGAUACACAUACAGCAUGUUAUCCAUGGUGGGAAUUUACUACCACAUUUUGACAUGGCUCAGUCAAACACUCUGGAUGUUCAUUUAUCCUCUCUGUGUUCUUGCUGAAGCAUUUGUCAGCUACCAAUCGCUGCCUUAUUUUGAAACUUUUGGCACUUAUUCCACCAAACUGCCCUUUGACUUAUCAAUAUAUUUUCCAUAUGUUUUGAAAAUAUACCUCGUGGUGCUUUUUGUAGGUAUGUAUUUUACCUAUGAUCACCUCUACUCGGAAAGAAAAACUAUCCUCAAAAACUAUCGUGUCAAAGAGAAGAAAAACUAAGGCUUUGUCAUGAAGACCAUCUUGUGCAAUAUGCUGCUGCUGCUGCUGCUGCUAACAUACCACGUGAAGUACUUAGAUUGAAAAAAUGCCAAGUGUUUGAAAAAUAGCCAAUAUUUUUCCUAACUUGGAAUGAAACAUGGAAACCCUUCAAAGAGCCUUGGGCACUCAAAAAUGGUUGU
This is a messenger RNA of Dromiciops gliroides (monito del monte), 930 nucleotides long. RefSeq names its product 3-hydroxyacyl-CoA dehydratase 4 (gene HACD4). Gene Ontology annotation, biological process: very long-chain fatty acid biosynthetic process; fatty acid elongation; sphingolipid biosynthetic process. Gene Ontology annotation, molecular function: 3-hydroxyacyl-CoA dehydratase activity. NCBI's taxonomy places the organism in Eukaryota, Metazoa, Chordata, Mammalia, Microbiotheria, Microbiotheriidae. The transcript has 7 exons. The record is from RefSeq and is a predicted model, not a curated record. Bases 98 to 751 code for a protein of 217 amino acids. Gene Ontology annotation, cellular component: endoplasmic reticulum membrane.